AUGAGGUCAUUUAGGAACUCCUUGCACGAUCCGUGCACCAUAGCGACAAAUCGUGCGUUGUCAAAUACUCAGUGGCAUAAGACAUCAGGAAUGCAGGAGAAUAUGCGGGCGACGACUCCACUGGAGCUUGAAUCAAGGGCUCAACCUGGACACCAGUCUAAACUCCUGCCUGCUCUAUUCUUGGGUCUAUCAUCAGUACAUCCCUUGCGGAGAAUUAAUCAUGCUUUGCAGUAA
This is a messenger RNA of Aspergillus fumigatus Af293, 234 nucleotides long. RefSeq lists its product as uncharacterized. NCBI's taxonomy places the organism in Eukaryota, Fungi, Ascomycota, Eurotiomycetes, Eurotiales, Aspergillaceae. The transcript is spliced from 2 exons. The record is from RefSeq and is a predicted model, not a curated record. The coding region runs from base 1 to 234 and encodes 77 amino acids.